AUGUUUACACUUGUCGAUCUACACAGAAAAGUGGCGCGCUGUGCAAGAAAAGUCACAAAAGAACAACGAGGAACACGGUUCCUCGUUGAUCCUCGAGCGAAUGACGUUGGAUUCUCCAACUUUUUCGAAGGCUUUGGCCUUGGAGGAGGUAGUGGUAAUGCUGCUGGUAUUGGUAACAGUCACACAGAAUGGCUUGGAAAUCCAACAACUUCAUUUCCCUUUACCCCGACACGGAACCAGAAUACAAAAGCUAUUGUACCAAAUAAAAAAUACUCACCGACUAAAGCCUCAAAUAAUUCUCAAACUAGUACUUUGAAAUCGCCUUUACAGUUAUCUCGGAAAAUUUCUUCCUCUUCUUCCUUUAACUAUGUAAAAAAUGGAAUAAAUAAUGAACACGACGAAGAUGCAGAAGAUCAAGCAAAUUGUAGUGCGAAAGAAGAUGAAGGUGUUGAUGAUAAAAAUAAUAGUAAUAAAAAUAAUAGUAAUAAUCAUAACAGUAAAAAAAAAUCAAAACGGAAAAGGCUUUUUGAGGAUACACCAGAUCCAACUGGGAUAUUGUCAGAUAAAGACAACAAUACUCUACGUGAUCUUGUAUCAAUGAAAGACAUGUUGAAAAAAUAUGAGGAGGAAUUCAGUCAAAUUAAAGAAGCAAUCAUUCAAAUUAAAGUUGAUCAAGAAAAUCAAUCUCGAAAUAAUAUUAUAAGCGGAAAUGACAUGGAAAAUUCGGUUGAAGAAUAUUCAGAUACAUGGCGACGAGAAACUAAUCACCAAGAGAAUGGCGGAUCCAGCACGACAAAUUAUAACACUACAAAUACUAUAACAACAAGAAAUGGUACGGAUCACAACAGUAACCAACACCAACAACGUCUAACUAUACGUAAUAAUCGGUACCAUCCAUUUAAUGUGGCAAAAAGAGUUCACAUGAUUGAACAAACUCUUCAAAGAGCCUCGUUAAAAGUCACAAUGACUGAAACGCGGGUAAGUCGUUUAGAAGUAAAAUACGCGAACAUCUCAAGAAAAUAUCAUGCCUGGAAUAAAUUAUUGAAAGAAGGAUCUAAUACGCGAGAUACGACAAAAAAAGCAUUCUUUGCUAAUGCUGCACAAAAUGUAAAGGAAAACAUUACAAGUAUGUGUGUUGGAUUCUGGUUGGGUACUGCAAGCAUAUAUGUGGCGAGACAAGUGUGGCUUUAUCUCCUCUAG
Ambispora gerdemannii is the source of this 1200-nucleotide messenger RNA. Lineage: Eukaryota; Fungi; Glomeromycota; Glomeromycetes; Archaeosporales; Ambisporaceae. The record is from the annotation of a GenBank genome assembly.